UGCCCUGUUCAUCAGGUAUAAGUGAUGAAGUGAUUGCUUUAUUACGAUUUAAGUCGGAGAAGCCCUGGAACCAUGAGCAACUGGGUGGUUAACCAUGGCAUGUCUGCGCUUGUCAUUGUGGUGUGGCUGGGAAUAAACAUCUUUCUAUUUGUCUUUUACUAUGGAGUCUAUGAGUAUAAUCCAGAAUAUUACUACACAAGGAAAAUUCUUGGAUCUGCACUGGCCUGGGCCCGAGCUCCAGCUGCCUGUCUCAACUUUAACUGCUUGUUGAUCUUGCUGCCUGUUUGUCGGAAUUUACUCUCCUUUCUCAGAGGGUCCUGCUCGUGCCGUAGAUGCGGUGUAAGGAAACAGCUGGACAAGAACCUCACAUUCCAUAAACUUGUGGCAUACAUGAUUGCCUUGCACACAGCAAUUCACAUUGUGGCACAUUUAUUCAACUUUGAAUGGUUCAACAACAGUCAACAGUCAACAGAACAGACUCUGGAUGCUGUACUAUCGAGAAUUGGGGAGAAUAAUACCAAAUGGUUGAAUCCUAUUCGGUCUGCUCAUACAACCCCCAGUUAUGUUACAUUCACCACAAUUGCUGGCUUAACUGGAGUCAUCAUCACAUUGGCCCUUAUCCUCAUGAUCACAUCUUCAACAGACACCAUUCGGAGAUCAUACUAUGAAGUCUUCUGGUUUACACACCAUCUCUUUGUCAUAUUCUUUGCAGGACUUGUCAUUCAUGGAAUCGGCCGUAUUGUUCGACAUCAGACUGAUGAAAGCAUGGAGGAACACAAUUUUGCGUACUGUCAAAAUCAUACAGCAGAAUGGGGGAAGAUCCCUGAAUGUCCAUUCCCUUUGUUUGAGGGAGGAGCUCCUAUGACUUGGAAAUGGGUGCUUGCCCCAAUGAUACUGUACGUCUGUGAGAGAUUGAUACGACUAUAUCGAUCACAACAGAGGGUUGUUAUCACCAAGAUUAUUGUUCAUCCAUCAAAUGUCCUGCAGCUUCAGAUGCAGAAGAAAGGUUUUAAAAUGGAAGUUGGACAAUACAUCUUCAUCAACUGUCCGUCCAUCUCACAGCUAGAGUGGCAUCCCUUCACUCUGACCUCUGCUCCGGAAGAAGAUUAUUUUAGUGUACAUAUUCGAUCAGCUGGUGAUUGGACAGAUGGUAUGAUCAAAGCGUUUGGAGAAGAAAAAGACGGGGGACCAAAACAAAUUCAACCAAGGAUUGCAGUAGAUGGUCCUUUUGGAACAGCCAGUGAAGAUGUCUUCCAUUACGAGGUCAGUGUUCUGGUUGGAGCUGGCAUCGGGGUGACGCCGUUUGCAUCGGUUCUGAAGUCAAUCUGGUACAAGUAUGAACAUUCCGAUGCUGAACUGCGAACCAAAAAGAUAUACUUUUUUUGGAUCUGUCGAGAGACUCAGGCAUUUGAAUGGUUUGCUGACUUACUCCGAUCACUUGAAAGCAACAUGGAACAACUAGGCAAACCGGACUUUCUCAACUACAAGCUGUACUUGACUGGAUGGGAUGCCACACAGGCUGUUCAUAUCAAGGUACACUUUGAUAAAGAGACUGAUGUGGUGACAGGACUCAAACAGAAAACACAUUACGGUAGACCUAACUGGGACAAAGAGUUUCAUUUGAUUGCACAAGCUCACCCCAGAACAAACAUUGGAGUCUUCCUGUGUGGACCACAACCUCUGGCUGAAGCUUUAGAACAAUGCACAAACAAGUAUUCGGAGAUCAACCCCUUGGGGGUUCACUUUCAUUUCAACAAGGAGAACUUCUAGGUUUUGGAGGAAAAAACUGGAAAAACAGUAUGAACAGCAGAUUUCUUUCCACCUACCUGACUUUAAGAUUUCUGAAUUCACAGAAGCAAAAUGUCUUGAAACACAUUUACAUACAGGCUGCAGUUCUUCAGGCUAUUAUUUGCACCCUUUCUUUUCAAUGGAUGUAAAAUUGUGGACUGCUCAAGUUCACCACCACGUGAUUUGGAUCAGCUCCUUGGACUCACUGUUCCAUUCAACAAAAUCAUAGCCAAUGCUUUAACUUAGCCCCUGGACAGUAUUUUUUUGCUUUUACCCAAAUGAUGCCUAAUCUGCAGAUUUCUGUCUUUUUUCUUGUUUUUACAAUGAAAUUUAUUGCUCAAUUGCAAUAGAACCAACAAGGUAUGUGUUAAUAUUAAAUUUUUUUUGUAAUUCCGUGAUGCAUUAACACAAUUAAGCUUACUGUUAAACAUGUUUAAGUCACAUCAUUGUCUAUGUAUGAAUAUUGUAAACAGCUGAAAAUGUUAUAUUUUUACAAGGGACAUAGCUCUUUAUUAUUCCCUAUUUCAGCAGCAUGUUUUUUUUUUAAAAAGGUCAAGUUCUUAAGAUUAACAUUAUGAAUUCAUUACAAGAAGUUAUUACAAGUAGGUCAUAGACUAAACAGUGGUGAAGAUGAACACGAUUGCUACUGAUGAUGUAAAUGUUGCUUGUUACAGUAAAUUGCUUAAAUUGUGUUAAUGUGACAGGAACACAAAGACAAUUACACAAAUAUAGUUGCAAAAAAUUCAUUUUGUUCUACUCCAAACCCUCCUUUACUGCCGUUUGAAAGUUUCUCACUCCCACAUCCUUACUCGGAAAGAAACUUGCAUACAUUUUCAACCCCACCCUAGGCAAACAGUCACUAAUAACUUUCCAAAGUUUGUCUUCCUGGAUCUACAGAAGCUAAAUCUCACCGUCAAAUUUCAUUAAGGUGAACAAUAUUCUUAAAAGGUGUUCAGAAAAACUCACUUCUAUGAACAGUUUCAAAACAUGCUCUCUUUAUCUAACUCCUGUACAGCAAUCUAUUAACAAUUUUUUGCUCAUAAUGCUCUUCACCAAAUAUAAAUGUACAUUUAUAUACCUUCUUUAAUGUUGCAAAUCAUUCAAGCAACUUCACAGGAACAUAAUCAAGUACACAAGAGCAGGAGGCAGCCUUUUGGCUCCUCAAGUCCAACCCAUCAUGAUCAUGGCUGAUCCAACCCUGGUUUCAUAUCACUUUCUCUGUGCUAGUUCCCUAAAGACUUCAGUGACCCGAUCUUUAAGAAACAUCUUUCUUCAAAUACUUGCAAUGCUCUGGCCUCCAUAACCUUACAAGACAGGAAAUUCUACAGAUUCACUACCAUCCUCAAGAAGUUCCUAUGUAUCUUAGCUUUAAAGGACAGUCUCCUAACCUUGUAACAAUAUCCUCUUAUUCCAUAUUGUUCCAUUACUUGAAAUAGGUUGACAUCUGUCAGGUUUCUUGAAUAUCUAUGUUUCAAUAUGAUCGUCCAUCCUUCUUAUAAAUAAACUUAUAGACUUCAUCUUUUAUAGUAACUUGUGAUAGGACAACCAGUUCAUCUGAAGAAUUAACCUCUUGAUGACUACCUCCAAUGCCAGUUUAUAAAUCCUUAAAUAAGGGGCUAUAAUUGUGCAGUGUUCCACAAGUAAUCUGUACAUUUGUAACAAUAUCAUCCCAUUUCUAAACCCCAACCUUCUUGCAAUAAAUGCCAAGAUGCAAUUUGCCUUUCAAACCGAUUGCAACUUAAAUUUCCUUACUUAUCUUUCUUCAAUUAGAUAAUACGUCUUUUAAUUCCUCUUAGAAAAGGCAUAACUGCACUUUUCCACAUUAAACUCCUAUGGUCUUGUUUCUCACCCACUUGCCCAACUGAUCUAUAGAGACAAAGACGUAUGGGCUGUAAAGCUGGGGGAGGGGUGAACACCAGGACGAGAGCAAGUGGGUGAAAAAUGAAGCAGUUGGAGUUUAAUGUGGAAACAUUAACAAGUACAGGGAUGAGACAAUAGACAAUAGGUGCAGAAGUAGACCAUUCGGCCCCUUGAGUCUGCAGCGCCAUUCUGAGAUCAUGGCUGAUCAUUCACUAUCAAUACCCAGUCCCUGCCUUGUCCCCAUAUCCCUUGAUUCCCCUAUCCAUCAGAUAUCUAGCUCCUUCUUGAAAGCAUCCAGAGGAUUGGCCUCCACCGUCUUCCGAGGCAGUGCAUUCUACAUGAUGAGUGAAUGGAUUCUGUUAGUUAGAAUCCAAGUGGUAUACAGAACAUAGGUAACCAAUGCCCUGAAUAACAACAAAAUAGAAAAAGAAACACAGCGAAUCUGCCUUGCAUAUAAAAAAAAAAUCUAUUAUCAUCAAGGAAGAGAGAUUCUGGUGUUCAAAACUUGCUUGGUGGACAGUCUGCUGGUCAAACAGCUACCAAGCCAUCCAUUCAUUCACUCCAAAAUAUUAAAAACUACCUUUCUAAUUCUGCCAGACAAGUUUUAGACUGCCCAUGGAAUUAUUAUUAUUUUUUUUUUAAACUUUUUUUAUUGCAUUUUUAAAUGAUUACAAAGUAUGAAAAAACAAUGUAUAUAACCCUUACCCCCUCCCCCCUAACUGCCCUAUAGAAAAAAGAAAGAAAGAAAGAAUGCCUGGUUGUUGGAAGAUAUCCACAUGCUCCAUGGAAUUCGUAAUAACUUUAAUAUGUAUAUUUAUUUCUUUCCCCUAAUAACCAAUUGUUUCAUCUUCAGAGCAUCUAUAUAUUUAAUCCUGUCUUUUGUAAAUAAGGGCUCCAAAUUUUCAGAAAUGUUUCAUAUUUAUCUCUUAAAUUAUAAGUAAUUUUUUCUAAUGGAAUACAACCAUAGAUUUCUUUCUUCCAAGAAUCUAUACUUAAAUGUGUAUCCGAUUUCCAAUUAUGAUAAAGACCUAGGAAAACAACACAUUCCUUGUAAUUCAGUCACUUGUGUAUUACUAACAGUAGAUGUACAGUAUUCCAGCAGUGUUUUGGAACCCACAAGAAACUUUUUGUAUUCAGAAGU
Hypanus sabinus (Atlantic stingray) is the source of this 4789-nucleotide messenger RNA. It is a transcript of the gene nox1, whose product is annotated as NADPH oxidase 1. Gene Ontology annotation, biological process: superoxide anion generation; defense response. Gene Ontology annotation, cellular component: NADPH oxidase complex; plasma membrane. The record is from RefSeq and is a predicted model, not a curated record. NCBI's taxonomy places the organism in Eukaryota, Metazoa, Chordata, Chondrichthyes, Myliobatiformes, Dasyatidae. The coding region runs from base 73 to 1770 and encodes 565 amino acids. Gene Ontology annotation, molecular function: superoxide-generating NAD(P)H oxidase activity. The transcript is spliced from 13 exons.